AAUCGGAUUUUCCGGAUCCGGAUUUUCUUCUUUCGUUCCUUGCUCCUAAAGUGGUUAAUUCUGAGUGUAUAAUUUGGUUCGUUCUACACACCCGCGUUCCACGAUGGAUCCACCGUCUCUUAAGGGACGGAUUCCAUUGACAACCGUCUCGAACAACCACAGCCUGCAGCCACAGCCACCGGUCGGCAUUCCGAGCGGCAACAAUUACGGGAUCAAUGUCCUUCGCAAACCCGAUCCCGUUCUUUGUGAUGACAAGUUUUUCCUGUACCGUAAAAGACAAGAGAAGGACCAAGAUCCUUUUGGGCGGCUAUCGGAUGAAGUGCUGCUACACAUUUUCAAAUGGCUACCGAAAAAGACGCUCUUCCGGUGUGGUGAAGUGUGUCGGAGAUUCAACCGGGUCACGAAGGAUGAUUCACUGUGGGUGCGGAUAGAUCUGUCCAGUCGCACCCUUAACAGCAAUGCACUGCGAUUCAUACUGAGCCACGGAUUCACCAUUCUUCGAAUGGCACAGGUUGAGAUUGUGCGGCCGUCAGAGCUUACAUUUCCUCCGGAUCACAAAACGAAGCUGCAGUACCUGGACCUGAGCAUGUCCACCAUCGACAAGACUGGGCUGUGUACGUUACUAGCGUUCUGUCGCAGUCUGCGCAAGCUUAGCCUCGAGAACAUCCCGCUCGAUGAUGCCAUCUGCAACGAGAUCGCACAGAAUCCUUACAUUGAGACACUGAACCUAAGCAUGUGCUCAGACAUCAGCCCAACUGGUUUGCUGGCGAUUGUUUCGUCGCUGAAAAAGCUGCAGAAUCUCAAUGUCGCUUGGACGCACUUAGCGCCCACAGCAUUGACGCAUCUCGUCACCAAGUGUAACCCCGGUAUGCUGCGACUUAACAUUGCCGGCUGUCGCACCACACUGACUGAUUCCGAAAUUGCAUCAAUAGUGCGGCGAUGUCCCACGCUGCUCGAGCUCGAUGUAUCCGAUUGUACGAAUCUAACGCAAAAAACUAUCGACCAUCUCUGCCGGCUACAGAAACUCGAAUAUUUGGCGCUCUCACGGUGUUACAACAUUAACACUACCUCUUAUCUAAAAUUGGCCAACCUAGAGACUCUUGCGUUUUUGGACAUUUUCGGAUUAAUGUCAGACAGCUCACUAGCCGUGGUACAGAGCGCAAUGGGGUGUAUAGGUAUUAACAAAUUCUAUCACAGUUCGAUUGCGCGACCAACGAUCGGCUCCCGGAGGACAUCCAUUUGGGGUAUAAAGACACGAGAUUAA
Molecule: messenger RNA, 1264 nt
Organism: Anopheles darlingi
Lineage: Eukaryota; Metazoa; Arthropoda; Insecta; Diptera; Culicidae
Gene: Skp2
Product: S-phase kinase-associated protein 2
Exons: 4
Coding region: 104-1264 (386 amino acids)
Biological process (GO): SCF-dependent proteasomal ubiquitin-dependent protein catabolic process
Cellular component (GO): SCF ubiquitin ligase complex
Molecular function (GO): protein binding
Source: RefSeq, a predicted model, not a curated record